Molecule: messenger RNA, 2235 nt
Organism: Theileria equi strain WA
Lineage: Eukaryota; Apicomplexa; Aconoidasida; Piroplasmida; Theileriidae
Exons: 1
Coding region: 1-2235 (744 amino acids)
Source: RefSeq, a predicted model, not a curated record
AUGGCAAAUAUCUUUCACAUUAUUUCCUCCUAUAGCAAUGACACUUAUAGGAUAAAGCUUGUGUUGUCUGUCUAUUGGACAUUUUUAAGGAAAAAUUUUGGCACAGCCUCGGAUAAUUUGCCUUCUAUGGAGUCUCUGAUUAAUUUAAUGAAGGGGGUGUUUGUAUUAAAAACAAGAACACAGGAUAGUGGUCUCGUUACGGCAUCAAAUAACUUGUUGACAUCAAUCUGGAAAUAUAUAGAUAAACGACUUGAAGGUUUUGGUACCAAUGAGUUGGUUCUGAUUUCUAGUGUAUAUUUCGACACUAUAUCUGAAAAAAAGAAGACUUCUGCCAAAUUUAAUGCCGAUUUAAGUUCAAAAGUUCUGCAUGAGAUUGAUAAAAAAUUCGAUGAUUUUAUUUUGUCCCACCUUAUCACUAUUAUUGAGCACACGCAUAAAAUAAGACAUUUUCCCCUUCACGUGGUGUCAGUCGAUGGUUCAUCAAAAGAUCCAGACACAUCGUCUUCAAAGGAAUACACGUGCGUUGACCAAAUAAAGGAAAAGUGGGUAAGAAAACUGUCGGACAAUCUGGUAAACUUAACCACAAAUGAUUUAGCAGAUGCGAUUUACUCACUUUCUUUACAUCACUCUUCGUUACUAUGCCAAUAUUUGAUUUCCCACGAUCUUUACAUUACACCAGUGAGCACUGUUAUUGAGAAUAGAAUAAAGUUUCUAUUUGGACAAGAUGAUAAGAAUAAAAAGGAUUAUCUUAGUUUGGCACGGCUAUUUCUUACGCUCCCUGAGGACAGUGAGUUGAGAGAGACUUUUAGAGAGAUAAAUACAGAGAAAGUAUUCAAAGGAUUAUCGGCUAACAAUAUCCUUGAGCUGUUUUAUAUAUCAAAAUAUGUACCAGAGACUACGAAGAUUUUAUCUCUAUUAGCUGAACAGGUGGCACUAGGGCAUAUUCAACUGUCUUCUAGAGAUAUACACUUUAUACUUGAGAACAUUGAUAAUUUUAAGGACAAAAAAGUUGUAACUGAUCUCAUUUUGUACCAUAUAUCGGGCUAUACCUUCUCUAAACCUAAAGAAUAUUUUGAGUUGUUAAAUAUAUCAAAGUACUUUUCGAGAUUUUCUGUUGAGGAUAUCCCUGGAAUGCAAGAUCUAAUUUUUUCAAACCUCUUUAAAUUCUUGCCUAGUUGUUCUAUGGAGGAAUUGGAACUUAUAUUUAGGUACGUAAGUCGUAGUACUAUUAAAGAUGAGGAAAUAGAAAGCAUAUUAUCACGUUUACUAAAUGUUGAUGUGGGAGAAGCAAGCUCAAGGCAAAUAGCAUCUGUACUUGAGAAAUUGUGUGAACUCAGAAUUCGUCACGAUGCUAUUAUAAAACGUUUUGUUCAUGCCUUUACUCAAAAGUUUCAUACUUGUGGAGAACAUACUGACAAGUGGGCGGACUUGACCAAAGUCGUAAAAUCAACGGCAAACCUGGGAAUUUAUAAUGAUGAUCUUUAUGAGUUUUCCAGGAGUGUUUUGGGCGUCAGUGAACAUAAUUUUGAUUCACUAGAUUUACAAGACCGGAUAAAUUUCUUGCAUGGCCUUUCCUUGAUAGACGCGUCUGAUCCCACUUUUGAGGAGAAGUUUAUAUCUGUUGUCGAAGAAUUUUCAGCUAGCACAAAGAAGAUUAUGACAGAUGCAAAUAUAUGCUUGAAGAUAUAUGAAAUAUACAUAAAUCGGUUAUUUGCAAAUUCAGCGAAUCCAAGUAUGAGAAAUCCUACCACCGAUAACGUGCUCAACUUUGUGAAUAAGGUUAUGCAGGAGUGGCCAUGUUAUCAUUGGUUCAAGAAUGAAGAAAAGAUUCACAUGCAAUUCAAGAACUCUAUCGACUAUAUUACAAUUAGAGUAAGUUUCCCCCUUGUCUUUCAUCAAAUUCAGGAAUCCUUGGAAAAAUUGGGAAUGCACUCUGUCGAAUCCAAGAUUACGGAAGUGUAUUUUUGCCACUUUGUAUUAACUCUUGAAAAUUCGAAAAUCGCAAUGAUUUGUGUACCGGACGAAUCGUUACUAACCUGGUUGAACGCGGAUGAGAAAAACGACAAUGUAACUAAUCAAAUCGGACAUUCCAGGGUUGAAUUUGGCGAUUGCAGUAGGCGUAUUGAGCACAUGAGACGGUCUGACUGGAAGGUUUCCAUAAUCUACCUUUCAGAAUGGAGAAAACUUAACCUUGAAGACCGACCGACCUACCUUCUAAAACGCAUCAAGCAAUGA